UAUAACACCUUCAUAAAUUCUCCUGCUUGAUCAUCCACCAUCAUCACCACCAUCUAAUUCUCUUACAGUUUCCAAUAUGUCGGAGCACUCAUCCACAUCCGACCUCCACUCCCUUAGAAAACCCAAGAACAUUUCUCCAAGAAACACGCUUUAUUACUCUACUCGCGUUUUCUUCUACAAAUGUUCGCUGCUACUGCUAACCCUUCUCUUCCAAGCUGUCAUUCUAGACUUCAUUUUUCGUGCUCCAUCAAAAUCAGUGUCUUCACUUCGUCAUGAUUUGCAGGUAAAAGCUUCUCAGCUGGAAUCGCAGAAGUGCGAGUACGGGAUGGUGUACGUGUAUGAACUCCCUCCCAUGUUUAACCAAGAGUUGCUAGACAAUUGUCGGGAUUUGGAUCCUUGGCACUCGCGUUGUAAUGCGAUUUCAAACCACGGGCUCGGGCCGAAAGUGACUGGGCUAUCCGGCGUGCCGGAGAAUCUCGUUUCGGCGUGGUAUUGGACGGACAUGUUUGCCGGAGAGGUCAUUUACCAUGCUAGAAUCUUGAAGCACAAGUGUAGGACGACGGAGCCGGGAUUAGCUACGGCGUUCUACAUACCGUUCUAUGCUGGACUUGCGGUGGCGAAGUAUUUGUUCACUAACUACACUGCAAAACAGAGGGACUGGCAUUGUGAGAGGUUACUGAACUGGGUCCAGGAUCAGCCGCCCUGGAGGAGAUCCAACGGCUCCGAUCACUUCAUCAUGCUAGGUAGAAUGACGUGGGACUUUCGGCGGUCGAGGGAUGAAGACUGGGGAUCCAGCUUCGUGCACAUGCCCUUGAUGAAACGAGUCCUACGGCUGGGAGUCGAAAGAGACCCUUGGGACCAGCUGGAGAUCAGUGUACCUUACCCCACAGGAUUCCAUCCAAAGUCAAAAUCGGAAAUAGACCAAUGGAUGAAUUUUGUACACAACCAUAAGAGAACAAGCCUGUUUGCUUUUGUUGGGGCCAAACGUAAUGUGAAAGGUGAUUUCCGGACCAUAUUACAGGACCAGUGCUACAAUGAGUCGAGCUCGUGUCGAGUGGUUGAUUGUUCUGGGACACGUUGCUACGAUGGCACGUCGGAGAUCCUAGAAGCAUUCUUGGCCUCCGACUUCUGCUUGCAGCCUCGGGGUGAUGCAUUCACUCGAAGGUCCACGUUUGAUUGCAUGUUGGCCGGUUCAAUACCCGUUUUCUUCUGGAAAAGAAGCAUUUACCGACAAUACGAGUGGUUCUUGGGCAACAAGUCGGAGAAAUUCUCAGUUUUUAUAGAUCGAAAAGACGUACGAAAAGGUAUGUCGAUAAGAAAAGUGUUGGAGGGGUACAGUAGAGACGAGGUGAGAAAAAUGAGAGAAAAGAUUAUCAGUCUUAUACCAAAAUUCGUGUAUAGUAUUAGUGAUGAAGAGGGGAGUCCUAAAGAUGGUUUUGAUCUUGCUAUUGAUGGAGUGUUGAAGAGGUUUCUGGAGCAAAAAGGGAAGAAGAAUGGCAAGGAUGAAAUUUGAGUACGUAGAAGGUUGGAGAACAAUCCAGAACUUUUAUGUGUUAAAGAUUUCUUACAUGUGUAGGUUGAUAACUGAAGACAUGUUAUACUUACACAAUCAAGGUUCAAAAGCUGAGAAACACCAGAAAGAGGUACCAUAGUGUGUAAUAAUACUGCUCAGGUAAAUAGGUUCCAAUUUUCUAUUUCAAACCUUACUUCAUCUUUUAUUCC
This is a messenger RNA of Sesamum indicum (sesame), 1722 nucleotides long. Its product is annotated as xyloglucan galactosyltransferase XLT2. Gene Ontology annotation, molecular function: galactosyltransferase activity. The record is from RefSeq and is a predicted model, not a curated record. Lineage: Eukaryota; Viridiplantae; Streptophyta; Magnoliopsida; Lamiales; Pedaliaceae. Gene Ontology annotation, biological process: xyloglucan biosynthetic process.